This is a messenger RNA of Candoia aspera, 2751 nucleotides long. It is a transcript of the gene SLC35B1, whose product is annotated as solute carrier family 35 member B1. Gene Ontology annotation, molecular function: UDP-glucose transmembrane transporter activity; UDP-galactose transmembrane transporter activity. The transcript is spliced from 9 exons. Gene Ontology annotation, cellular component: Golgi membrane; endoplasmic reticulum membrane. Lineage: Eukaryota; Metazoa; Chordata; Lepidosauria; Squamata; Candoiidae. The record is from RefSeq and is a predicted model, not a curated record. Bases 36 to 1130 code for a protein of 364 amino acids. Gene Ontology annotation, biological process: UDP-galactose transmembrane transport.
CGAGGUCCUUCUUAGUCAAGGACGCAGCCGCCUCUAUGAGGCCCUCUUUUCCGCCACCGCCGGUACCGGUUCGGGAUGAGUGUGUGGAGCUAUCACCGCUGAGGGUGUCUGGACCCGAAACUACUCCAGGGUCGGGCAUGGGGAUGACUGGGGGGUCAGGAGGCGGAGGGAUUUGGUUCUUCUCCGAGCGGCUGAGGUUGCCCCUUUGCUGUCUGGGUGUCUUCGUCUGCUACUUCUGGUACGGCGUCCUGCAGGAGACAAUUACAAGAGGCAAAUAUGGGGAAGGAGCAAAACAGGAGAAAUUCAGAUAUGCUCUAUCUUUAGUCUUUAUUCAGUGUGUGAUCAAUGCCAUUUUUGCUAAGUUAUUGAUCCAGUGUUUUGAAGCUGUCAAGGUGGACCGGACUCGGAAUUGGCUCUACGCAGCUUGCUCUCUCUCCUACCUGGGAGCAAUGGUGUCCAGCAACUCAGCGCUUCAGUUUGUCAACUACCCAACUCAGGUCCUUGGAAAGUCCUGUAAACCCAUCCCAGUCAUGCUCCUGGGGGUGACAGUGCUGAGGAAGAAGUAUCCAUUGUCCAAAUACAUGUGUGUCUUGCUGAUAGUCACAGGCGUGGCCCUGUUCAUGUACAAGCCAAAAAGUGGAGGAAGUGUCGGUGAUGAGCGUGUUUUUGGAUAUGGGGAACUCCUGCUGUUGCUGUCUUUGACACUGGAUGGACUAACUGGGGUGUCUCAAGACCAUAUGAGAGCCUACUACCAGACUGGUUCCAAUCAUAUGAUGUUAAAUGUUAAUCUGUGGUCCACUUUGUUCCUGGGUGCUGGUAUUUUGUUUACAGGUGAGGUCUGGGAAUUCUUGAGCUUCACUGAGCGUUAUCCUUCCAUCAUCUAUAAUAUCCUUCUCUUUGGCCUGACCAGUGCUCUGGGUCAGAGUUUCAUUUUCAUGACUGUGGUCUAUUUUGGGCCUCUGACCUGCUCUAUUGUCACCACGACUCGCAAGUUCUUCACCAUUUUGGCUUCCGUCAUCCUAUUUGCCAAUCCUAUCACCAACUUGCAAUGGGUGGGCACCAUCCUGGUAUUCCUUGGACUUGGCCUGGAUGCCAAAUUUGGGAAAGCAUCAAAGAAAACCUCACAUUAAGAAGACUUUUGGUGUUUCUCUUGAAAACCUUAAGCCUAAGGAACUAUUAACUUAUUGUCUUAUUUCCCAAUACUGGGAAUUGGACUCAAGAUGAGUGCUUGGGAAAGGGGAUAUGAUAGGGAGGGACUGUUUUUAUUCAAAAUGUGUUUGAUUUUUUUAAAUGGUGGCUUUGUUUUACUAAAGAUCAAAGAAGUUAACUUUUCCAUAUCUACUGAGGAAUCAGAACUGUGGUUGAUGGAUGGCAAAAAUAAAUUCCUGAUGGAAUAGGAGGAAUGCUUCAUAUGAAAUAAAAGGAGGGGAGAGAGAGAAAUCUCCAUGUUCAUGUUUUUAAAUUUACUUUCCAUCUCUGUGUGUUGAGGGGGAGAUGUUUGUUUAGUUUUUUAUUUAUACAAAAACUUGAAUACUGCCUACCCUAGAGCCUCAGGGCAGUUUAGCAGUAACCAUAAAUAUCCAUCAUAGGAUAAAACAAUCUCCACAGACCAACCAAUCAAAAACCACACACAUACUAUAAAAUAAAAUAAAACAUAAUCAGAUAAAUUAAAAGUAAGCACUGUGAGUCUUCUUCCAGCAAGAGGUGUUUUAUAUUAGUUUGGUAGCACAGCUUAUGGUAAAUCCCUGGAUUGAAACUACUUCAUGGAGGAGCCCUGUCCCUCCAGAAGACAAUUGAGAUAUCUACCCAAUGUUACACUCACACCAUAAUGCUAAAUCAGUCAUUUUAUAACUGUGGUUUAUAGAACAAUCCAUCAUGGCUUGGACAGUCAUAGUAGAUUAGUUCCUAUGUCACACUAAGCCAAAAGCAAAUUAGUCACGUUACGCUUUAGCAUUUGUUUGGUGGAGUUCUCUUCCUAGAUAAGCGUGCUCAGCGUCAGCCCGGCUCAUUUAAGUCCCAGGGGGAAGAUGUGCCAGGAAGUUCCUCUGGGGACUGCCUGAUGGGCUUGGACAAUUUGGUGCCUUCCAAGUUCAUCUCCUGGUUUUGUCAUGCAGCAAUAGAAGGGACUGUCCUGGCUGUAUUCAGAAGAAUUGAGCCAAGCAACCAGGCUUCAGCAAACUUUCCAAGCAGCAGUCACCAUCAUGCAAUCUUGCCAACGUCACUCACACCCACAUAUUUUUUACAAAAUACAUUUUUAAAAAUGGUUGAGAUCUCAAGAGAUCUUUUAAGAUUUGGCUAUAUUUUAACAUUAUUAAAGUUACAAUUUUAAUAAUUUCUUAAACUAUGAAAAUUAUUUGAGUCAGAUCGCUGAGCCCUAAGGUUAUGCAAAAUGCUCUGUGCUUGGACUGUUCCAUAUAUGGAACAGUUGGCUUUGGAUGGUCCGUGCCCAAACCAAUGCAUUUGUUUCAACGCUUCAGUCCAGGAGUGAAACACAGAAUUGGGUCAGGGAAGAGAGAAAACAGGCAAAAGUCAAGGAUGUCAACAGCAGGGGUUGAGGGAAGGCAGGGGAGUGUGGGAAGGGAACGCAUGGGGAAAUUGUGGGGUGGGCAGGCUGGAAGAAUGUGCUGUGCUGGGAGCCUGAUCAGGGAAUGUGAUUUCAUAUUCUAUGAGAGCAUAUUCUUGUGUCUAAAUGUGAGUUUCUGUUAAAAGAACUGGGGGCGUAUUACCAGAAUUAAAGACAACUUGGUAGAA